This is a messenger RNA of Sorghum bicolor (sorghum), 2266 nucleotides long. RefSeq names its product plant intracellular Ras-group-related LRR protein 6. The record is from RefSeq and is a predicted model, not a curated record. The transcript is spliced from 21 exons. Bases 312 to 2072 code for a protein of 586 amino acids. Gene Ontology annotation, molecular function: protein binding. NCBI's taxonomy places the organism in Eukaryota, Viridiplantae, Streptophyta, Magnoliopsida, Poales, Poaceae.
UCCUUGCAGUCGGUCCAGGUCGGCAGCUCCAGCUCCAGCUCCACAGUGCGGGUGCGGUGGGCAGGCUGGAUCAUUAGGAAACAUCUGUGAAUGGAAUCAAAUAAAAAAAAAAGAAGGGUUAGGAAACAUGGAUCUGAAUCACUGAGGAGAGGAGAGGGGGGUCGUUACGAGGACCGGGACUUCAGGAGGGAGAGGAGAGCUGUCCUGUCGCUGCUCUCUGCCCGCAUCCAUCUCCACCUAUCUCCCAAGCUCGAUCUCAUCGCAUCAAUGGCCAUCUGAAUCAACCAAGCCAUCUGGAAGCUUUCAGUCCCAUGGAACGGAUCCUCAAGUCCGCCAGGGAGUCGGGCUCCCUCAACCUCUCCAAUCGCUCCCUCAGGGAGAUACCCAAAGAGGUGUACAACAACUUGGACACAGGCAGCCAGGACGAAAAAUGGUGGGAGGGAGUGGACCUCCAAAAGCUCAUUCUGGCUCACAAUAACCUUGAGGUGUUAAGAGAAGACCUUAGAAACUUGUCUUCUCUUGUUGUUUUAAAUAUAAGCCACAACAACAUAUCUUCCCUUCCAGCAGCUAUUGGAGAUCUCCCGUUGCUAAAAUCACUGGACAUAUCUUUCAAUCAAAUAAACACUCUGCCUGAAGAGAUUGGCCUGGCUACUGCUUUAGUCAAGGUUGAUUUCUCAAAUAAUUUCCUUACUGAGCUUCCACCUAGCCUUGCCAAAUGCCCGGACUUGUCCGAACUCAAGGCAUCGAACAACAACAUAUCCAGAAUACCUGAUGUACUUGCUGGCUGUUCCAAGUUAAGUAAAUUGGAUCUAGAGGGUAACAAGCUUGUGAUGCUUUCUGAAAACAUGUUUGUGUCAUGGACAAUGCUCACAGAGUUGAAUCUCGCAAAAAACCUGCUUACAGCCAUCCCAAGUAGCAUCGGAGCACUUCCAAAACUAAUUCGCCUGGACAUGCAUCAGAAUAAAAUAACAUCAAUUCCUCCUUCCAUAAAGGGUUGCUCUUCGCUAGCCGAGUUCUACAUGGGAAAUAACCUAUUGUCUUCAAUACCAGCUGAUAUUGGUAUGCUAUCAAAAUUAGGCAUACUUGAUCUCCAUUCUAAUCAGCUAAAGGAGUAUCCAGUUGGAGCCUGCAACCUCAAAUUAUCUUUCCUCGAUCUAUCGAAUAACUCAUUAUCUGGUCUGCCCGCUGAACUAGGUAAAAUGACUACCCUAAGAAAGCUUUUGCUUACUGGAAAUCCUAUGAGGACACUUAGGAGUUCAUUGGUUUCUGGACCAACGACAACAUUGCUGAAGUAUCUGCGCAGUCGGCUUUCGUCUGAUGAGGAAGCAUCAGGAUCUGGAAGCACCCCGACAAAAGAUGACCAAAUUGCUGCAGCAAGGCGAUUGUCCUUAUCUUCAAAGGAACUGGACUUGAGCGGUCUUGGUGUGACCAGUGUACCAGCUGCUGCGUGGGAGACAAGUGAUGUGGUGAAACUGGAUCUUUCUAAAAAUUCAAUAGAAGAUCUACCAAACGAGUUGUCAUUAUGCUCAUCACUUCAAUCCUUAGUUUUGUCUAAUAACAAGAUAAAAAAGUGGCCUCGCACAGUGGUUUCCUCUCUUCCCAGCUUGUCUUCCUUAAAGCUGGACAAUAACCCCUUGGUAGAGAUAUCAUCCACUGAUCUUGUGCCUCUGUCCAAACUUGAAGUACUUGAUCUAAGUGGCAAUGCUUCAGCACUUCCUGAACCUUCUGCAGUUUCUGCAUUACCACAGCUGCAUGAGCUCUACCUAAGACGAAUGAAACUCCAUGAAUUUCCUAAUGGUUUGUUGGGCCUAAAACAGCUUCGGAUUCUUGACCUGAGUCAGAAUAGCCUUACAACUGUGCCCGAGGGCAUCAAGAAUUUCACUGCUCUCAUUGAGCUUGAUCUGUCAGACAACAAUAUAACAGCACUCCCAGCAGAGCUGGGAUUACUUGAAGCUAACUUGCAAGUGUUGAAACUGGAUGGAAAUCCACUAAGAAGCAUAAGACGAACUCUGUUGGAGCGAGGAACAAAAGCAAUUCUCAAGUACCUCAAAGAAAAAUUGCCUGCUGAAUAAUAUUUAUAGAGCAAAUUAUUGUGGAGUCAUGCAAUAAAAUGUUUUUUUUUGGCUACUGUAUCUUGUGUUAUUCCUUUUCAAUAUUCUGGACUUAAUUUUAUGGAAAAAAAAUCUGGAUCUUGUGUGAGAAGGGAGCUUUGUGAUCGUUUGUGUGUUUGCAUCCUGAUAUUAUCCACAUGUUUUUAUUGGAGCAA